Molecule: messenger RNA, 2070 nt
Organism: Cryptomeria japonica (Japanese cedar)
Lineage: Eukaryota; Viridiplantae; Streptophyta; Pinopsida; Cupressales; Cupressaceae
Exons: 1
Coding region: 1-2070 (689 amino acids)
Biological process (GO): telomere maintenance; DNA repair
Molecular function (GO): DNA helicase activity
Source: RefSeq, a predicted model, not a curated record
AUGGAUGAUAUAGACUGGUCUAACAAUGAUGAUGUGCAAUCAGCUAAGUCUUUUUUUGAUAGAUAUGUUACAACAUGGAAUCCUCACAGCCAACUUGCCCGAGAGAAUAUACUGCACACUGCUUCACUAUUUGAUCCAUGCAUGUCUGAUACAAACCAAAUUAUAUCUGUUGACCCUUUCUCUGAUUAUGAAGAACUCAUCAAUGUUGUUCAGCGGCAUACAAAAUGCUCUGCUCAUACUUGCUUAAAAAAAAAAGGCCCAGCCCUCCAUUGUCGAUACAAAGCACCUUGGUCUGAGCAAUAUUUUUCAACGCUGAUUAUUGAUACUAACCGCAAGCCAUGUUAUCAACCAGCCAGAAAUGACAGCCAUUUAAAUAUUCACAACCCACUUAUGCUGGCAAUAUGGCGUGCAAAUGUUGAUUGCCAACCUAUUUGUUCCAAAAUGGUUGUUUUGCAAUAUAUCUCCAAAUAUGCUUCAAAAAUAGAACAAAAAUUGGAAGGCUAUGUUGACAUCCUCAAGAAAAUAGUCUCUACAACUAAUACUCAAGAUACCAUCUUGCUAGCAUACCAAAAAUUCAUGAUGGGGAUAGUUGUUGAUCGAGACAUCAACGCACAAGAAACUUGCCAUAUGUUGCAAAAGCUACCAUUGAUUAGUUGUUCCCGUCAUUUUGUCUCCCUUAGUGUUAGCAGGAAGGUCCUCCACCGUACUACUAAUCAAAAUUACAAUGCUGAGCUCUGCAAAUCUUAUAUUUCUGCUUAUAUGGAAAGGCCUAUUGAAUUGGAAAAAGUCUCACUAAUACAAUCAGCACAACAAUUUUCAUACAAUGGCCAACAUAAGAAGUAUAAAAGGCAAAAACUGCAAAAACAAGCAAUUGUCAAUGUUUACCUACAAUUUAAAAGCUCUCCAAAUGAGGAUGAUGACAACUUUGAAGCCUAUUGUUGGAGUGAGUUGCUCUUGUACACACCCUUUCGUCAUAUUCCUAUAGAUAUAGGUGCAUCAACAGACCAAAUCAUUGCAAAUUGGAAGCUAUUGUACAUGGAUGGUUACUCAUGUUGGCAUAUUUAUGGAAUAGAACAAGAAUGCACAACAGAGAAUGAUGAAGAGUCCGAUACUAAUGAUUUUUUACAUUCACACAAUGAAGACCAGUAUGAAUGGGAGUACCUUUCACAAAUGGGCGCUUCUAGCAACAUCACUAUCAAUGAUCUCCAAAUGUUAGGCAAACGAGAUUACGAUAUUAACUUUGAUUGGGCCGAACCUCAUCCCACUAAUCCACUUCAUCUUACUGUUGUUCACUUCAUUUCCACAAAUAAAAUAAAUUGCCAACCUGCCCUUCUCCAACCACCUUCUUUUGCCGCUGAUGGAUUCCCUUUGGCAGCAAAACAAAAACUUGCACUUGACCUUAUUCUUGUGCAUUACACAUCUUACCAAACCAUCCUACCUCUUCGUAUGAUUAUACAAGGCACUGCAGGCACUGGCAAAUCAUAUUUGAUACAAUGCAUUAGAAAAGAACUUAACCUUUCCACUACUCAAGAGCACAAUCCUUUGCUUGUACUUGCCCCCACCGAUGUAUUUGCAUAUAAUAUCCAAGCAACAACAAUCCAUGCUGCCCUGCGCAUCCCUCUAAGAGAUAUGCAGCCUUUGACAGACCAAUCUUUAAUGUUCUUCCAAGAAAAAUACAAACAAUUACAAUAUAUUCUAAUUGAUGAGAUGAUCUUUUUGGGUCCUAAAUUGCUUUUAAAAAUUGACAGCAGAAUACGUCAAGCAUUCCCUCGCCAACAACACGAACCCUUUGGAGGUAUCUCACUAAUCCUUGUAGUUGACCUUGGCCAGCUACCUCCUGUCAUGGACAAGCCCUUGUAUGCAUCACAUUCUACAGCCCUAGCAUUAUGGCACUCUUUCCAAACUCUGGUAACCUUGGAUACAAGUUUCCGACAACAAGGCACCUCAAAUAUACAACAACAAUUUCGUGCAAUCUUGCAGAACAUUAGAAAUGCCAAUGCACUCCAAACAGAUUGGGAAGCUCUUAUGUCUCGAUCCUCCACUAAACUAGCUGUUGAUGAUAACAAAUAG